CGAUCAGGAGAAAGAGGGGAGGAUGGAUCGGUACGAGGUGGUGAGGGACAUCGGGUCCGGCAACUUCGGGGUGGCCAAGCUGGUGCGGGACGUCAGGACCAAGGAGCACUUCGCCGUCAAGUUCAUCGAGCGAGGCCACAAGUUCAGGGUGACAUCCAACGGCUCGGAGCGCGUGGUGGGUCGAUCCUAACGCUCGGAAGGCUGUGUCGUGCUUAAGUAGCAAACAAACCGGCGUCAAAUCUCAUAUCGGUCUUCUCACUGUGCUGAGAUUGAUGAACAUGUUCAAAGGGAGAUUAUGAACCACCGGUCACUGAAGCAUCCAAAUAUUAUUCGAUUCAAGGAGGUCGUGCUAACUCAGACACAUUUGGCAAUAGUUAUGGAAUAUGCCUCUGGCGGCGAGCUAUUUCAAAGGAUUUGCAACGCAGGGAGAUUUAGCGAGGAUGAGGGAAGAUUCUUCUUCCAACAAUUGAUUUCUGGAGUGAGCUAUUGUCACUCUAUGCAAGUAUGUCAUAGAGAUUUGAAACUAGAAAACACUCUAUUGGAUGGUAGUGUCGCACCUCGACUCAAGAUUUGUGACUUCGGUUACUCCAAGUCUUCUGUCUUGCACUCUCAACCGAAGUCAACUGUCGGCACGCCGGCAUACAUCGCCCCGGAGGUCCUCUCUAGAAGAGAGUAUGAUGGAAAGGUCGCCGAUGUUUGGUCUUGUGGAGUAACGCUCUAUGUGAUGCUUGUGGGGGCAUAUCCUUUCGAGGACCCUGAUGAGCCAAGGAACUUCCGCAAAACUAUCACCAGGAUACUCAGCGUACAGUACUCCGUUCCGGACUACGUUCGAGUCUCGAUGGAUUGCAUACAUCUGUUGUCCCGCAUCUUCGUUGGAAAUCCUCAGCAGCGAAUAACCAUCCCGGAGAUCAAGAACCAUCCAUGGUUCCUCAAGAGAUUGCCCGUUGAGAUGACCGAUGAGUACCAAAGGAGCAUGCAUCUGGCAGACAUGAACACGCCGUCACAGAGUCUGGAAGAAGCCAUGGCGAUCAUCCAGGAGGCGCAGAAACCUGGCGAUAACGCCCUAGGGAUUGCCGGGCAGGUUGCCUGCCUGGGGAGCAUGGAUCUAGACGACAUCGAUUUCGAUAUCGACGACAUUGAUGUUGAGAGCAGCGGGGAUUUCGUGUGCCCGUUGUGACGCUCAUGAGUGGUUCGAAAGUUCUCUUGAUGGUUUACGUGUGGAUGUGUUCCUGUUUGUCAUGCUUCCAUUUAGAUUUUGUUCUGGAUCACAAAUUCUCUGUAGCCCACAGAUUGGCCUUGCUGUGUAAACAGUGUAAGAUAAGUCUACAUGUUUUUUUUUGGAAAAGGAGAGGAUGACCCUCGGCCUCUGCAUUUGGGAACAAAUGCAUGCGGCCAUUUUAUUGAUUA
This is a messenger RNA of Triticum aestivum (bread wheat), 1407 nucleotides long. RefSeq names its product abscisic acid-inducible protein kinase-like. The transcript has 10 exons. Gene Ontology annotation, molecular function: protein serine/threonine kinase activity; ATP binding. The record is from RefSeq and is a predicted model, not a curated record. Lineage: Eukaryota; Viridiplantae; Streptophyta; Magnoliopsida; Poales; Poaceae. Bases 296 to 1177 code for a protein of 293 amino acids. Gene Ontology annotation, biological process: protein phosphorylation.